AUGACUGAAGAAAAGACAGAACAGUCAUCACUCAAAGAAAAUAUCAAUUUCGAAAAAGGGAUUUCAUCAGAUGAAGUUGAUGAAAAAAGUAUCUCUGAAUCCCAUAAGAAUUUUCUAUUGAAAAUUCAUGGUACCUAUCACUUGGAUCCUCUACCAACAGAGGACCCCAACGAGCCUCUAAACUGGUCUAAGGGAAAGAAAAGAUUCAAUUUCUUUAUGAUGGCCUUUCAGAUGUUUGUGCAAACAUUUAUGUCUGCUGGACUUUCUCCUGCAUACUCAGUAAUGGCCGCAAAAUAUGGUACCUCUAUGACAAUGACCUCAUACUUGACUACGGCGCAGUUAGCUUUACUUGGUGUUUGUCCAUUGUUUUUCACACCUUUGAUGGAGAAGUAUGGAAGAAAGCCAUUCUUUAUCAUCGGUAGUUUUGGUGCCUUGGUUACCAACAUUGCAGGAGGAUUUUGUAACACCUAUGGAGCUCAGAUGGCUACCAGAGUUUUAAACGGAUUAUGCUUGUCACCAAUAUCUACAGUUGGUCCAGCAUUUGUUGCUGCAAUGUACUUUGGAAAGGAUAGAGGUGCAAUGAAUGGUGUCUGGUCUAUGAUUCUUAUUAUGGGAAGUCCUAUGGGUCCAUUCUUAAUGGGUUUUGUUGUUCAACAUAUUGGAUUCAAAUGGAUAUACUGGAUUUACGCAGUUGUGAACUUCAUUCAAACAAUUGGAUGGAUAUUUACAGAGGAUACACUUUACUUCCCUGGAAAGGUUAACCAUAACGCGAAGGGCAUUUUUGGAAAGCUAGGAUUUUGCAAGAAUCCUGAAAAGGAGGUGUCCCUUCGUGUUUUCUUGGCUCCAUUCACUAUGGCUAAGUAUAUGAGAAAUGUUCUUAUGACAUUCACAACUUGUAUUGUUUUUGUUUAUGCAAACAUUGUCUUCAUUGUGGAGACGCCAUCUAUCUUCCAGCCAUUAUUCCAUCUAGACUCACAAUCAAUGUCCUUACAAUACAUUCCUAUCAUGAUUGGAUGCUUUAUUGGUGAGAUGAUAGCUGGUAAGGGAUCUGAUGUUUUUAUGAUGAAAUGUCAAGCAAGGCGUGGGGGAGUUAGGGUUCCAGCGGAUAGAUUUAUUUUAACUUAUCUGGGUUAUGUGUGUGCUAUACUCGGUGUUUUGAUCUGGGGUAUCUACUUGAAGAACUCCAAGGAAGGUCAUUGGACUAUUCGCCCACUUAUCGGCUCUGGUAUCUCCGCCGCGGGUGCAGAUAUAGUUCUUACCGUCACCAUUACGUAUGCUAAUGACUGCCAGCCCCAAGAUUCAGUCUUAAUUGGAUUGUUCUACAUGUUCUUUAGACUUAUCUUCAGUUUUGCAAGUUCAAUAUACUUGCCACAUAUGUUUGACUCUAUAAAUAUGGCGGGAUCCUCCAUAUUCAUGGCAGCAGUCAUGGCCCUUUGCUUUGUCAUAACUGUCGUUCUUCAAAUCUGUGACUGGAAGAAAGCACGAAAGGCAUAA
Molecule: messenger RNA, 1494 nt
Organism: Brettanomyces bruxellensis
Lineage: Eukaryota; Fungi; Ascomycota; Pichiomycetes; Pichiales; Pichiaceae
Exons: 1
Coding region: 1-1494 (497 amino acids)
Biological process (GO): transmembrane transport
Molecular function (GO): transmembrane transporter activity
Source: RefSeq, a predicted model, not a curated record